This is a messenger RNA of Lacerta agilis (Sand lizard), 1776 nucleotides long. It is a transcript of the gene HSD17B2, whose product is annotated as hydroxysteroid 17-beta dehydrogenase 2. NCBI's taxonomy places the organism in Eukaryota, Metazoa, Chordata, Lepidosauria, Squamata, Lacertidae. Gene Ontology annotation, molecular function: oxidoreductase activity. The transcript has 5 exons. Bases 373 to 1548 code for a protein of 391 amino acids. The record is from RefSeq and is a predicted model, not a curated record.
CUUAGAAGGUGGAGUCUCCUUGCAAUAAGAUUAAAAAGAAAAAAGAAAGGUGAGAGGAAAUGUCAUAGGGUUUUUGCCCUAUUUGGCAAACAGCUCAGAUAAGCCACCCCAGGCUUAUCUGUGUGUAUGUAUGUACAUACAUACAUUCAGGAGACAGUUGCUCUUGCAACUUCCUUGCUUGAAGUCCCUAAAGAUCUUUCGCAACCCCAUCUGCAGCUGACCCCUCCUCCCUUCAUCCUCUUCGCACAGAAGAUACGGCCCCUUAUAGCAAUGCAUGCAUUCUGAAGACUGCUAGGGAUUGUUUUCUUUUUGUCCUAUUCUGCUGUGCCUGGAUGUUGCAGUCCUGUCUGUCUUCUGCCUGCGACCGCUGCCAUGCACCACUCUGAAGCUGACAGCUCCCUGUCGAUCUACAUGGGUGCAGUGGUGCUCUACGGAGGGACGAUCCUUUACCGAGCCAAAAAGAACUGUGUGGAGAAGGCAACCCCCUUUUCCUGGGGUCUCCUCUUGCUCCUUGCUUUAGGAGUCCUGUGUUUUGCCACGCUGAGAAGUUACCUGGGCUUGAGUUUGUUCUCGCUGAUGUGCUUCCUCUUCUGCAUUUACACAUCUGAUCAAGCCCUGCUUCCUGUGGACCGCAAAGCAGUACUCAUCACAGGAAGCGAUAGUGGCAUUGGGCAUGCAUUGGCGAAGUACCUUGACCAUUUAGGAUUCACCGUGUUUGCCACCGUUCUGAAUGAGAGAGGGCCUGGUGCAGAAAAACUGAGGCAGUCCUGCUCGGAUAGACUUUUUGUUCUGCAACUAGACAUCACCAAUUCGGCACAGAUUAAAGAAGCGUACCUUGAAGUAAGAAGAAAGUUGCAAGGUGCAGAUCUCUGGGGUGUCGUCAACAAUGCCGGGGUCCUGGGUCUCCCGGGAGAUGGCGAACUGCUCCCUAUGCAUUCUUACAAGCAGUGCAUGGAUGUCAAUUUCUUCGGUCCCGUUGAAGUGUCAAAAGUAUUCUUGCCAUUGCUCCGCAAGUCCAAAGGAAGGCUUAUUAACAUUUCAAGCAUGGCAGGAGGUAUCCCCAUGCCAGGCCUCGCUGCCUACGGUGCAUCCAAAGCAGCCCUAUCCAUGUUUUCUGGAGUCAUGAGACAAGAGCUCUCCAAAUGGGGCAUUAAAGUAUCUGUGCUUCAUCCAUCAGGCUUCAGGACAUGUAUCCAGGGAACUCCGGAGCUCUGGAAUAAAGAAGAAUGCACCCUUCUUGAGAAUCUCAUGCCUGAUGUGAAGCAAGAUUAUGGCGAAGAUUACAUCCUCAAGAUGAAGAUGGUUCUCAAUGCCAUGUCAUCUGUUUCCGGGUCAGAUCUCUCCCCUGUGCUUAGUGAUAUUUUACACGCAUUAUUGGCAGAGCGCCCAUGUGGUUUAUACACUCCAGGCAAGAAUGCUUACAUAUGCCUUCUCAUCUUCUGGUAUACUCCUCUCUGGUUUUCUGACUUUUGCAUAAGGAAAAUUUUCAGCACCUCAGACAUGCCCAGUGCUCUCAGAGCAGCAGAGAAAGAAAACAAGAACAUAUAGGCAGAUACUGCCUGACAUAGUCAUUUGUUUGUCAGACUAUUUAGCUGCCUUGUGAGUGUUGGGAAUCUUGCAUUUCAUGUGUUAAAAAACACAUUUGAUGCAUAAAAGAAGAGGGGAGUGUUUAGAUUUAAGACAGAAACCCUCUCUAUUCUGUACAUUGCACCUCUUAUCUACUAUUUUUAAUAUCUUUUUCUCUUGAGUUAGGCUGAACUGAAACUCCUUUUAAAA